Trematosphaeria pertusa is the source of this 669-nucleotide messenger RNA. Its product is annotated as HET-domain-containing protein. NCBI's taxonomy places the organism in Eukaryota, Fungi, Ascomycota, Dothideomycetes, Pleosporales, Trematosphaeriaceae. The record is from RefSeq and is a predicted model, not a curated record. The transcript has a single exon. The annotation marks the transcript as partial.
AUGCGGCUUCUAGAUGUGCGCGCUCUCCAGUUAAAGGAGUUCGUGGAUAAUACCCCGCCCUACGCCAUCCUAUCCCACACAUGGGAAGAGGAAGAGGUCCUAUUCGCCGACCUGUUUGACCUAGAAAGCGCGAAGAAGAAGAAAGGAUUUGAGAAGGUCAGCAAAGCCUGUGAGCAGGCCAGACGCGAUGGCUUUGACUGGAUCUGGAUCGACACUCUCUGCAUCGACAAGAGCAGCAGCGCCGAGCUCUCGGAGGCCAUUAAUUCCAUGUUCGCUUGGUAUAAGCGUGCCGCGCAAUGCUAUGCUUACCUCUUCGAUGUGUCAGGCUUGCAUGAUUUCAAAGGCAGCAAGUGGUUCACUCGGGCCUGGACGUUGCAGGAGCUCUUGGCGCCCAGCAGCAUUGGCCAGGGGGAAAUAGCGGGCAUGGAGUUCUUCUCCUCCAAAUGGAAGAGUCUCGGUACGAAGGCGACCCUCAGUAGACGGAUAUCAGCCGUUACCGGCAUAGCGGAGGCCUAUCUAAGGGGCCAAAGCCUGGAUACAGCAAGCAUCAGCAUGCGUAUGUCCUGGGCCGCCGAAAGACGAGCAACCAGGGCCGAGGAUAUCGCGUAUAGCUUACUCGGCAUCUUCGACGUGAACAUGCCAUUGCUGUACGGCGAGGGCAAAGUGAAA